CCAGACUCGCAGCUUGUCAAUUUCAACAUUUGGUCACAUGACCAGCACCUCCCUGCUAAGGAUGGGGAUAGAUUUCCACGUCAGCUUACGUCUCCAAAUUUCUACUUCACGGAUCUGCUUCAAAGACGCAGCUGCAUCAGAGAAUCAUGUGGAGCUCAGCUAAUGCGCCGAGAGCGAGGUAGCCCAGGAUGGAUUUUGAUGAGCGCGUGCCCUGCUCGUCUAACAUGUAUUUGCCCAGUUGUACUUACUACGUCUCGGGUCCUGACUUCUCGAGCCUCCCUUCUUUUUUGCCCCAAACCCCGUCUUCUCGCCCCAUGACAUACUCCUACUCCUCCAACCUCCCCCAGGUACAACCUGUAAGAGAAGUGACCUUCCGGGAGUACGCCAUUGAGCCCUCCAGUAAAUGGCACCCCCGGGCCAACCUGCCCCACUGCUAUUCGGCAGAGGAGCUCAUGCACAGGGACUGCCUGCCCGCCUCCGGCAGCGCGAGCGUGGGCGACAUGCUGGCCAAGAACUCCGCCAACGUCUACCACCACCCCAGCACCACGGGCACCUCGUCCAAUUUCUAUAGCACGGUGGGCAGGAACGGGGUCCUGCCCCAGGCUUUCGACCAGUUUUUCGAGACCGCCUACGGCCCCCCGGACAACCUGACCGCCGCCGCCUCCUCCGACUACCCGGGGGACAAGGGCGCGGACAAAAUGCCCCCGGCGGCCGGGGCGGCGGCGGCGGCGGCGGCCGCAGCCCCGCCAACUUCAAGUUCGGACGCCGGCGGCGGCGGCUGCGGCGGCAGGGAGAACGCGGCGGCGGCGGCGGCGGCGGCGGCGGCGGCGGCCGCGGCCGCGGCCGAGGAGAAGGAAAGGCGCCGGCGGACUGAGAGCAGCAGCAGCCCCGAGUCAUCUUCCGGCAACAAUGAGGACAAAUCCAGCGGCUCCAGUGGCCAGCGGACCCGGAAAAAACGUUGCCCCUACACAAAAUAUCAGAUUCGGGAACUCGAGAGAGAAUUCUUCUUCAGUGUCUAUAUCAAUAAGGAGAAGCGCCUCCAGCUCUCUCGCAUGCUCAACCUGACCGACCGCCAAGUCAAAAUCUGGUUUCAGAACAGACGCAUGAAAGAAAAAAAAAUUAACAGAGACCGAUUACAGUACUACUCUGCCAACCCGCUGCUCUAAGAUUCCGUCCCGCUUUCGGAGCUUCGUGGGGCUUUUUUUUUUUUUUCCAAGAGGAGAUUAAACUCAGAUUUCGCCCUUGACAAGGUCAAGCCACACGGUGACUUUUCAGGAGGAAGGUGUGGAACCGAGGGACAGAGGGAACUGGGGGGUUCACAAGCCAGAACAGCGCCCUGGACCCUCGCUGGGGCUGGGGCGUUAUUAUGGAGAAGGGGAUUUUCCUAUUGCCACAUCAACUGGAAUCCAUUCCAUUGGGACCUCUGUGGCCCUUAUUCGGAGGAUUUGGGCCACCCCAUGCCCCAGGGCGGAGCUUUUACCUUUUACUGUGACAGAUCCUGCACUCGGGCUAUGAGCAGACUGGUUCCUUAGUUUCCAAACGUAGGCAUAGGACAAAAGGGGUCUCCACACCUAGCUGUAGGUCCCUUUGCUUGGGCCCUAGUGCAGGAUGGCUGAUCUGGGUUGGAAGGGGGUGCUCUAAGCCCCAGGAUAUGCAGUGAGGACUAGUGCGAAAUCAAACUUGGAAAGAAAAAGCAAAAAUCAACAACACACCACCACGAGCAAACUGCAGACUUUGGGAAAAGGAGGAGGAGGAGGAGGAGGAGGAGGAGGGAAAAGAAGGGAUAGGGGACCGAAGGAAGGGGAUUCUUCGGUCAGAGCAGGGCCCGCUCCCCCUUGAUAGAAUGGAAGACAGACUGCUCUCUCCAAAAGCCUUUGCGAAAAGAGGCAAACGAGAGAGAACGCUUUGGAAAUGUUUCUGAAAGAUUUCAGGUACCGACUCGCCCGAUCCCUUCGGGAAAACAAUGCUAUCCCGGCAGCCCUAGCCCUCUGCCUACCUGGAGAGGCUCUGAGCUUUGGAGCGGGGAAAUAGCCACGCGGGAAAGAGCCCUUCCGGGGCUGGGGCUGAGCCCCUGAACUUCAACAAUGGAUCAGAGGGAGAAGGGAGAGAAAAAAAAAAAAAAAACACUAACUCCCUUGCAGGCUGUUUCUGACUCCCCAAAACUUUCUUCAGGAAAUACCUGUGGAGAGCGAGUUUGGCAAAUCCUACCCAACACUUAAUUGAAACGUGGAUUUGUGCAAUGCACUGACAUCGGAUCAUUAAAAGCCCUUUCAUCCAGUGUUGUUUGCGAAGGGAGGGAGGGAAGCAGGAAUUUCGCGACCGGGCAGAGCAGGCAGACAAUGUAAAUACUCGCGUUCUGUUUUCUCCCCUCCAGUUGUGUGUGUGUGUGUGUGUGUGUGUGUGUGUGUGUGCGCGUGCUACCAUUCCGUGUCCUAAAAAGCUUUGUCCGAAAUCCACCAGGAAAGGAGAGUUGUCCGCAAUUAUUUUAAAAAAAGAAAUAGUCUAUAGAGAUAUAUAUAUUUCCCUGCAGGAACCAAAGCGAUGGAAAAAAAAAUGCAAUUUAAAGAAAAAGGAAGAAUGAAAAAAUAUUUAAGAUUCUAUAUCUGUUUACAAAAGGAGCGAUGUUCAUGGCGAGGUUAAUUUACUGGUGAGAAUUUUGAAUGUAUGUUUCAUACAGGAACAGUGUUUUACAAGACUUGUAAAUAAAGAAACCAUAACCUAUUUUGUUUGAAUACUUUUUUUAAACAUAUUUUAAUUUGGGAAGAGGUGAUUGCCUUCGGAAAGGGGGGAGGGAAGGGGCUUAGCAAACUUGUGCAAAGGAGGGGGGACCUACAAACGAAUUGGAAAACGAUUAGCUUACCAAACGGGGUCGUGUCCUUCUUUACCACGAUUCAAUGAGAUGCAGUAUCUUCAUAUUCCAUCACUGUUUUGAGAAAUGUAUUGUCUCUAUGUAUGUACAGUGUUCUUUUCGUGUGCCAACGUAUUGGGCUGCAUGUAUACACUGCAACGGGGCACAAGGAAAAUAAAA
This is a messenger RNA of Sarcophilus harrisii (Tasmanian devil), 3028 nucleotides long. RefSeq names its product homeobox A11 (gene HOXA11). Bases 189 to 1166 code for a protein of 325 amino acids. NCBI's taxonomy places the organism in Eukaryota, Metazoa, Chordata, Mammalia, Dasyuromorphia, Dasyuridae. Gene Ontology annotation, cellular component: nucleus. The transcript is spliced from 2 exons. The record is from RefSeq and is a predicted model, not a curated record. Gene Ontology annotation, molecular function: RNA polymerase II cis-regulatory region sequence-specific DNA binding; DNA-binding transcription factor activity, RNA polymerase II-specific. Gene Ontology annotation, biological process: regulation of transcription by RNA polymerase II; anatomical structure development.